AUGUUUCCCUUCCCAGCGGCAGCAUUCACCCCUCAGUCCCAAAAGGGUUCCUCCAUGUCCGUCAAGGGUUACGCCCAGGCCCAGAGUGCUCAGCAAACCCACCAGCCUCAAACUCUCAAACAGCAACAGCAGGAAGCCGAGCAAGAAACCAAAUUCCUAACCCUCCUCUCCCUCCUCGAGAAAGCUCUCCGACACACCCACUACGCCGUCUGCGGCCGCGCGGCGCUCUACAUAUGGGGAUACCGCCAGAACCCCCCGGAAAACGUCAGCAUCGUCUGUCCAGACGGUAACGAGGAGAUCAUUCUAUUGUGGGCUAAGACGCAGGGGUGGACGGUUGUUGUUUCGGGGGUUAGGGGGUGUUCCUUUGAGGUAACACUUCCUGGGAAACCUGGGAAGGAUGGAAAAAUAAGGGAGGUUACGGUAAAGACUGCCCAACGCAUGGGUUUAACAUUGGGUCACGACGACCUCGUAAAAGAAGGCGGGAUCAUGCCAAUGGCAGUUAAGGGGACCUGGGCCGAAGCCGAGAAAAAGGUUCUCAAAACGACGGCGGCUGUGGUUACCUUGCCUGCCCUGUUGGGCAUGUUGAUUGAAGGUUUCAUUACCGAAGUUAACCCCCGCCACCAUCAUCAUCACCAGCAGCAUCAUCACCAAUCCGAACCCAAAGCUGAACCCAAAUCAGAAGCAGCAGCCCGGGACUCUUCCCAGAAAAGGGUAGAAGAAGCAGCCAAGAUAAUUCUCUGGGUCCUCUCCCGCCUCGCAGAAAGAGGCGAACGCCUGUCCCAGGAUCAAGUCCCGGAAACCUUCUUGACCCCCUUCCUGGCGGGAUGGCCUGAGGCUCAUGCCCUCUUGGAGGAGCUGGGCGUGUCGACUUUCGAUUCACACUUUGAUUAUCAUCAAGAUCAAGAUCAAGCUGACUCUCAACCGAAGCCCGAGCAAAAAUCUGAGUCCGAGUCAAGGUCAAGGUUGACACUAGACGCUGGCACGUUGGCUGCUUUGGAAGGUUUGCCUUUUGUGCCUCCUAUUCCUCCGAGGUCUCCAAAGCGGAUGACGCCACUGUCGCAGAGGGCCCCAGAGCGAACGACAAGUGCCGCUUCUGCCGCUUCUGUCGCUUCUUCGUUGUCGUGUACAUCGGAGAAUACCAUCGCCUUGAUCCAGAACGAGAUUGAAAGCUGGAAUUAUCUUUCGUUGGAGGAAGCUGCGCUGGCAACGAGGGAGUAUGAGACUGCUUCUCCUCCACUCGCUGCUUCUAGACUUUCUCGACUUUCCUCCAAGGUUUUGACAGCCGAGACUGAUUCGACGGCGGCUGAGACUGAUCUAAUGACCGAGAUGACCGAGUCAAUCAACGCUUGGACAACAGCUUAUUCUUCCUCUUCUCUGGCUACCUAUACCUCGACUGUUCCUGUUGUUCCUGCUCUUUCUACUGCUGGUUCGUCUUGUUCCUCAAAGAAGAGCAAGAGCGGGUCUCAGUUGUCAUCGUCGAGUGUGACGAGUGGAUCGCAGAGUGGACGGAGUACUGCUAAGCGCGUGUUGCCUCCUUGGAAGAGUUCUUGGGAUGAGAGGAUUGUGAGAAAGGGGGAGUAUCCUGAGUGGAUUUGA
Messenger RNA from Sordaria macrospora k-hell, 1596 nucleotides. NCBI's taxonomy places the organism in Eukaryota, Fungi, Ascomycota, Sordariomycetes, Sordariales, Sordariaceae. The record is from RefSeq and is a predicted model, not a curated record.